ACGAUUAUUGCAGGAAGCAACUAACGUUGAUAAAAGUCAUCAUUAAACCAACACUGUAAGAGUGACAACAAUCAUCAUUAAACCAACAAAACAACAUAAGAUCGUGCAGUCAUCAGAAGAAACCUGUAAAUAAACUGCACCUCUUUUGAAGAAGAAAAACAAUUAGCUGGUAAUUUGUUUAAACAAAUUCGUUUCACUAUCAACAAAAAAAAAUACAGGCAUCUUUGAUUUAACCACGAAAACAUUUAUUGGCAAUGUAAGGUUGAGCAAGUAAAACUUCACUGGCAACUCAAGGUCAAGAACUUCGAAGAAUUUACAGACGAGAUCCAGAAGUCCAUAAUUAUUAUUAUUAUUAUUAUAAUAAUGGGGAGCGCUAAACCCGUAUGAUUAUAAAGCCCACGUGGGGGGGGGGGAUAGAAGGUAUUCAGGUUUAAUUCAGGGAAUCGGAGCACAGAUCCAAUUCCCUAGAUCAAGAGCCCCUCACCAGCGUCAAGGAACCUCCGUUAAGGGGCCAGAAGUCCAUAAAUACAGUCUAACCAAGUUAUUAGUUAAUGCUACGCUAUCAUUACAUCAACACUACCUCAACAAAAGCUUACCAUUAUGCCACAUUGUCAUUAUUCUUUUCAAUGAAUUUCCAUCAAGGCAUCACUAGUUACGAUCGUUAAGUUACAGUCAAAUUAUAAGCUGAGGUGAGAACAACUCGUUAGAAGGCCUAUGACUAACAGGUCAUUACCAGGUUGUACGCAGAUCUCCAUGCUAACAUAAACUCGUUUCCAGAUAAUCUACAGGUCCACCUACCGGUAAGUCAACAACCUCACUCCUACCGACCAUGUAGCAGCAGCAACAUGUGUUUAGUUAUACCCGACCAUUAUAGUCUCACAUGGACUCUGGAGCGUCAGAAUAGCUUCAUCAAGUGCCACAGUAGCUAGGCAUCUCAUACAAGCUCAUAGUGCACACUAUGUACGUUCACGAGGGAAGAUGUGAUGGAGUGGUGAUGGUGACCUGGGUGGUGGUGGUUGUAGCAGUAUUUAUGGUGGUUGAGACUUACACUCAACACACCGCGGCAACCACUACGCUCCACAACCAACACCACCUUCACACCCUUGGCAGGAAGGUCGACGCUUUCUAUAAAGCUAUAAAUCGGACAGACAUAUCAUUUAAUGUAGGUGACACAGCACUAGAACUCACGGAUAGCAAAGGCUCUCUGAGAUACAUAUCACCACUAGCUAAUAAAGGGGUAUAUGUACCUUAUGUACCUUUAGAAAAUGUGAGCCAGCAAGUGCAUGAGGGAGAUGAUUCCUCCUGGAAACAUAAGCAGCAACAUAAACAUGCCGGAGCAACAGGUCUGAAUGACCACAGUGACUGGGGUGGCCGCAGUAGUGAAUGGUGGCGAGAAUGUGCCCACCUGUCCACGUCGAAGCUGGUGCAGGUGGGGUUUGAUCGCGCCGUCUCGCAGGACCUGCAACAGUGUGCCCACCUGUGGUGCUCGCAGGUAGAGGGCAGUGAGGAGCGAGAGCACCAAGGUGGGGUAUACUACGUGGUACAGCUGGGUCACGUAGCAGAGAACCAGCACGAGUGUCUUCUUAACCUCACUAGCAUGAUCAUCCUCCACCACUCGUGGCCCAUGUGCUCCAGCGACUUUGUGUGCGCCACUAACCAUUCCGUUUUUGAGAUGUCGGCGUCGGACUGCAUGCCUUGGCGGUGCUGGGCGGCGGAAACGCUAGUGCUGGUGUUCAUGGUACUUGUGUCUUUCUGCAUUACUAUCAUGAGCGUCAUCAUCAUGGUCGUCACUGUCGCCUGUCCACAAUUCCACAAACCCAAGUACUACCUGAGAUUCUCUCUCGCUGCGACAGAUUUCUUUAUAGGAAUUAUUGUGUGUGGCCAUGCUGCUUACAAUCAGUGGGUAGGACUGACAGAAGUACCUUUCGAGAGGUUCCCAUACUAUGCUAACCUCAAGGAUGGUCAACUGUUCCGCCACGUUCCCAACUGCCUAUGGGGCGUGUCGGACGUGCUCACGCAGAUUAGUGGCUUCUUCGUCUCAGCCAACAUGAUCAUCUCGCUCUCCACGUUGUCACUCAUGAGUCUGGACCGCUACCUUCUGCUGACGAGGACUCAUUACCGCACCCUCGUCACCUCUCGCCGUGUCACCGCCGCCCUAGGCAUGUCCUGGUGCUGUGGUCUUCUUGUACCAUCGCUACAUUUCGUCUACCGACCUCAGAUGCAGGAAGAUAUUUGUAUUAACUACGACACGUCGUCAUUCGACGUCCACAUCAUAAACAUUGAGAGCAAGAUCGCUACAGCCGACUACAAGGUAUAUUUAAAGCACGUAGUGCCCCUGUUUGUGACAUUAGUGGUAGUGGGGCUCCCCAUCGUCUCUUUGCUCAUCUUCUCCUUCAGGGCGCUGCGUAAGUACAACUCGUAUACGAGGGAUCGAUCUGUACGCCAAGUUAAAUCUGCCCUUCAGCUGACGCAGAACCACUGUUCCCUCUCUCGCCAGACCAGCUCUACUAGCCUGGCUGCCAUGGUCAACCUCAUUGCCACACCCACGCCCACACAUGGACACCAUCACAUCACCAGGGGCAGGACUAACAAACACGCAUCAACUCCGCCGCCUUAUAAAUUAAAAUUUAUAUUUAAAAAGAAAACAGAGACUGAGGACGGGGGAUAUGACCUCAAGAUGUCGACCUCCUUGGUUCAGCAUUCAGGAGUGAGUGACGCAGACGUGGACGACUACACCUCCACACUUCCAGGUGAGUCCAUCCUUCUACUUCACAUAUUUUAUUAUUGCAACUUGUGUAUCCUUAGUAAGAGAUUAUGCCAUCAUUCUAGAGUGUGGAAGUGGGCGUGUGUAACUCUCGUGAAUUUCAGGACUGUGGGCAUGGGCGUGGGCGUGACGGUGAGAGAGAGGGACAGGGAGAUCACCUGUACUGUCUUGGUCAACGUCGCUGUGUUCAUCUUUGCUUGUUUCCCUCUCCUGGGCGUCGGUGCUUGGAUGAUGUUCCUCUACUUCACUCACCAGGACACCAUUAACAACCCGGCGCCUUUGAAGCAGCUGCUCUUCGUUGCUCCUUGGUUAAUGGCUCUCAACAGCCUAUGGAAUGCUGUACUCCACCUCUCCUAUAACCAUAAGUUCCGCUCCGCCACCAGUCACAUGAUGAGAGCAAAGUGGAGGAAGCUGUGCAGAGUAUUCUGCAAGCAUGAGAGACUCCAAGAGUGACAUUAUCGAGUGUUUGAACUCUUGAAAUAUAUAGAUCAGGGGUCUUAAGACGCCCACUGAGGUUGUACUUUGGUUUGUCAAUAUGGAACAUUCCUGUGACCUUGUCGCUGCAUUAUGAAUCAACAAAUGGAACAGAUAUCUCUAUUGCUCUUUCUGAAAUAGUAUUGCAGCAGUAUCAACAAACUCAUGACAAACACCUGGGGUAUAUGUGAUUCUGCAACUCCAGAAAUACUUUCCAGUGGAUUCAACAGACGUGUAUUUCAUGCCAAGAGAAAUAUUUAUGCCUGAAUGAUGUGCAUUGCUUUGGAACAUUUAUCUUGAGAGCGAAAAACAUUAAGUGAUAGAAUUAUUUUUAAACUAAAUGUUUGAAGUUACGGAUAAUGUUACCGAGAGGCAAAAAUAAGAACCAGUAAAUGAGACAGUAUGUAACCGAUUAUUUUCAAAAUAAACUUUGAACUAAAAAGGCAUACAGCACAGUCUAUAUGUAUGUUAAUCCCACUGUAAUUGUUCAGUAUUUUAAUUCAUUGUGUUGUGUUAUUGUACCAAAGUUAGUUAUUACAUUGUCAGAGAAGUUUAAACUGAACUUGGGUUACUAAUGUAACAAAAAUUUCAGCCCCUGUCAGACUGAUGCAUAAUAUAUAUUGAAAAUAUAAAUACAAGAUAGGGUUCAGGUGCCGCUCUGACGACAAUAUAUUCAUCAGUCUGCUCAAGGGUCUUAUGUUUGAAAAUAAGCGUUUAUUUUUCUCCGUAAAGUUGUUUGUGAUAUUUCUUGUUCAUAUGUUUUUGAUAGUGAAAAUGUAAUCCUG
This is a messenger RNA of Cherax quadricarinatus, 4023 nucleotides long. The record is from RefSeq and is a predicted model, not a curated record. NCBI's taxonomy places the organism in Eukaryota, Metazoa, Arthropoda, Malacostraca, Decapoda, Parastacidae.